Molecule: messenger RNA, 4026 nt
Organism: Pangasianodon hypophthalmus (striped catfish)
Lineage: Eukaryota; Metazoa; Chordata; Actinopteri; Siluriformes; Pangasiidae
Gene: rx2
Product: retinal homeobox gene 2
Exons: 4
Coding region: 373-1365 (330 amino acids)
Biological process (GO): positive regulation of transcription by RNA polymerase II
Molecular function (GO): DNA-binding transcription factor activity, RNA polymerase II-specific; RNA polymerase II cis-regulatory region sequence-specific DNA binding
Source: RefSeq, a predicted model, not a curated record
AGCGCUUACUGCCGAGACGCCUAGGCCAUAAAGAUCAGGACCUUUUGGCACUCGGUGGAUGGGACGUUUUUUUUGCACUUUGGAGUGUGUUCGGUUGCUAUUGUGUCUGCAGCGAGUUAACGCUCGUUAACAGUCUGUAAGAGCUGAAUAAGGUGCCAGGCGAGCAAAAGAGUUCUGCUUGCUCUCUUCACUGUCAUUCGUAAGGCGACAGCUCAGAGGAAGAGACAGAGAUGUGGAACGACUAAGAAGGAACAGAAAACCACAGAAGCAACUCUCAGAAGAUGGUUGCUUUUUCUAUCUAGUCUGCUAACUACAUCCAGCAUUUUUUUCAAUAUUCAACAACUUUCCCUGGACGUACACUCCUGCCCUCGAAUGCAUUUGUCUCUGGAUUCCAUAAACAUGGCGGACGAUGGAUACCUCUCGUCAGACAACUACCACGAUCUGGGUAAAGGAGGCGGAUCAGCGAUGGGCGGGCGCUUGCACAGCAUUGACGUCAUUCUGGGCUUCAGUAAGGAACAGGACCCUCUGCUCAACCCUGUGGGACCUGCCGGGGGCCAUAAAGGUGACGGAGAUGUCCUGGUGGACCAGGGGAAACAGGUGACCUCUGACCCUUACGCUCACCUGCCCAGCAUGUCUGACAACUCCCAUCAGGCUGCCUAUCAUGAUACAGGACUCUUCUCAAAUAAUAAACGAGAAGCCGAGGUUGGGGAUCUUCACCAUCAUGGUGUGGAGAGUGACAGCAGGUCUCCCGAACCUCUAGAGGACGACCAACCCAAGAAGAAACACCGUCGCAACCGGACCACCUUCACCACUUACCAACUGCAUGAGCUGGAACGAGCUUUUGAGAAAUCCCACUACCCCGAUGUGUAUAGUCGAGAAGAGCUGGCCAUGAAGGUCAAUCUCCCAGAAGUACGAGUGCAGGUCUGGUUCCAGAAUCGACGUGCAAAAUGGCGGCGUCAGGAGAAGAUGGACACCGGUGGCAUGAAGCUCCAUGACUCGCCUAUGCUGUCCUUCAACCGGCCUCCCAUGCCCUCCAAUGUCGGGCCAAUGAGCAACUCCUUACCCUUAGAUUCCUGGUUAUCGUCACCCCUUUCCAGUGCCACUCCCAUGCACAGCAUCCCAGGAUUCAUGGGUCCAUCCCAAAGCCUGCAGCCCACCUACCCGAGCCACCCGGGCUUCCUUAACUCAACUCCAGGCAUAGUGCAGGGAAUGCAGCCUAUGCCUCCUCCACCUUACCAGUGUCCACCGACCUUCAAUGACAAGUAUCCACUGGAGGACAUGGACCGCAGCUCCAGCAUUGCAGCUCUGAGAAUGAAGGCCAAGGAACACAUUCAGUCCAUGGACAAAACCUGGCAGCCCAUGUGAUUCGAGGAUCAGAUUUUGUAAAGAUGUGUACACUGUACAGUUUUUAUAGAACCUGUUAGAACUGUGUGUAAGCAACAAAUAUGUUUGUUAAUCAUGGUAUGCAACAUGGAAAGUCUUCUGAGGUUUAAACUCCACAAAGCCAUGGAAAAAAAGGAGACAACUUUUGUUGUCUGUUGCUCAGAAGAAGGACUACUACUGGUUUAGAUAGCAAUUCAAAGAGGUAGCUAAACUUUAUGCACUCUACAACCAUUGACUUUAUAAGAAUGAAGGAAUUCUAUAGUCAAGCCAGGAAUCUGAAAAAGCAAGCAUAAACACCCCUAUGUGUUUCUUUUUUAGUCAUUUCCAGUUUGAUCAUCUGUUAAAGGUAGCUCAGGGAAUCAGGAAUCAGGUUUGGGGUGGCAAGAAAACUGGGCAAUAGGGCAGUAGUCAAGGCUGCCACUGUCAAGUCCAAGCCCAGGACAAGCCAAGAUCGAGUCAUGGUCAAGACCAAGUGAAGACUGAGUCCAAAUUAAAGUGAAGUCAAAAUCAACACCAAAAACCAUUAAUUCCUUUUUGAAGCCAAGCCUUUACUUCAAUUACUUGGCUUCAUUCACAACAUUGUGCCAAUGAUCAGGCUGUUAGGCUGAAAGAAAUUACUUGUCAAACUUUGUGCAAGACCAUUAUUGUCAAACAAGGCCAAGACCAUAAUUAGCAAGACCAAUGCCCAAAAUGAAACAAGUCCAAGUACAAAUGCCAAUAAGUCGGACACAAGUCCAAGUCAAUACAGAAAAGGUCUCGAGACCAGACUCGAUCCCAAGACUGGACUCAAAUCCUACAGCUCUACUGUCAAGACUUAAAACAUUAACUACUUUUACGCAGGCUAAUGCUUGUCCCUAUUUCAAACAGGCUAAUGCUUGUCCCUAAUUCUGGCAGGUGUGCUUUUUGGCUAGCACCUUGUACAUACUUGGCUUUGACUUUCAAAACUUCCAGGUAUCAUUAUUCCUGUCCAGAUUAUCACAAACAACACAUCAAUUUCAGGACGUGAUGGAAUAACAUGGCUCAUCUUCAGAAAACCUACGAGACAAAAUACGCGAAUUAUGGAUAAUGGUGUAAGUUCUUUAGCAUAACAUGCACUUGGACGAUUGCCUGGUUUUCUACAAUUCUGAUUUGAGGAUAGGUAUAAAACCAUGACCACUACUUGAGUUUGUGUCAUCUGAUUAAAAGUAAGUCAGAGAGUUAAUGAUUAUUUUAAACUAUGGCACAAGAACACACUAAAGUGUAAAGUUAGGGAGUAUUCACUAGUACCCUGGAGUAUUUUUAAUCAUUCAUAUGCAUCCCCAGUGUUGCCUGAGCCUUGGUUUUGUCUGUACAACCACUGAUUAAAGGGCAUUUUGAAAAAAUGACCUAUCUACCCCCAGAGCUUGCUGAAGGAUAUGAGGUCAUUAGCUGAUUGUGUAGCUGUCAUAGUGAGUACAUGUACGGAUGCGAAAGGAGAGUCGCUUAGUCUGGCACCACUCUCUGUUCAUUUGUUGCUUAGUGUUGAUCGCUGCUCUUUGUCUAAGACUCUAAAAUAAAAAGACAAAAUCUGGACUAAUAGGCAUCACUUCGGACAAAUGACCUUAACCCUUUACAUGCAAGGGUGUCACCAAGGAGGGAAGACAUUUUGCUGAAAAUAUAUCCAUAAUCUGAUUAUUUGGCUCAAAUAUCAAGUAUUUUUCUUAUAGUGUAAUUGUUACAAUUCGCCUUGGAGCUCCAAAUUGAUCGUGAGAGUGAGCAGGAUAUUGAAGUGAUGCCUAAAACUGAGUAUAACUAAGCAAAAGGAAUCAAAAAUGUAAAGUAACAAUGCCUAAAGCAGAGUAGCAAAGGUAUGAUACCAUAUUUAAUCAUGAACUCUAAAGAUUGACAUUCUUUAUAUUUUGUAUGCUAUUUUGUAUUGUUUUAGAAAAUGAAUGUAAUUCAAAAUAUAUCAUACUCUACCUUUUUGUGCUGACUCGUAUGCAUCAACCUGGGUAAUACUGUUAUAACUGCAGAGGUCUUUCUGUAUUAUAUGUAAACAUUGUGGUAUACUGUGAACAAAGAGGAAGCAAGGAAAUGACAAAGCCAAAGAGUAUGGUCUUUUGUUAGCUAUGAAAAUAUUAAUGUGAAUAUUUAGACAUUAGCUGAUUGGAUCUGUAUGAAUUAUAUGAUUGCCUAUGCAGUUUUGUUAACUGUCACUCUAUUUUUUGUCAUAUUUUAUCUUUAGGCAUGAAUAUUUUGCACUAACAAUGUCAAUAAAGAUAGAUCACUCAAACGACAUAACUUGGAUCAUCUUUGUAGAGAUAUAGAAUUGAUUGAUUUUAAGUUAUGAAUGAAUACAGAAGAGAAAAAUGCUAACUAACCAUCUAUGAUGCUUAAAAGCAUGAUAGUGCCCUCCCCAUAAAAGAUGUCAUAUUGCUUAAUAAUUUAGCAUGUUACCAUGAUAGACUUACUUUAAAUUGCUUCUUGUCACAGAGGUCCAUGGUUUAGUGAUGUGUGGAAAAGAUGGGUUUUGUAUUAUUUUGUUUGGGUUAUAAAUCAGCAGUCUUCCGAGGUUUUGUAUUUUAUGUACUCGCUGUUUGAUUUUCAAUGUGAAAGUUAAUUGUACUAUUAAAGGUUUUCAAACAAGACCUUUUGACCAGUCACAGGUUGUGUUAUUCAGUCCCU